AACAAUUACACUCCAUUACUCCAAACUGAUAGCAUAUUAGCAUCAUUGUAAAAAUAUAUUUAAAUUUCAGAUUUCAAAACUUUUUCAGUUUAUUUAAAGUUUUAUGUAUAAAAAAACUUAAAUAUUAUUUAAAAUUAAGUAUUAUAUAAUAUCUGCAUAUCAAUAUUCAAUAUGCAGUCGUCUCAGACUGGCAUGGUCGGUCAACCAAGCUUUAAUGUAGGGCCAGGUUUACAAUCGAAUAUACAGACACAGGUUCCUGGUCAACACAAUGUAUUGGUACCACAAGUUCCUCUCAAUCAAAAUCCCGUAGGUGUUGGUUCUGUUUCUCAGCCACCAGUACCACCUUCCAACCCAAAUCAGUCAGCAUCUGGUCAUCAAUUUAACACUGCAUCUUUGUGUCGAUUUGGACAAGAAACAGUACAAGAGAUAGUAUCUCGCACACACGAAGUGUUCCAAAUACUUAAGGUUCUAAUGCCACCAAAUGGUACUCCAACUGGUGCUAAUAUGAGUAAUGAAAGACGUAUUAAAAUGCAAGAUCAAUUGAGAAACAUAAAAUUACUAUUCAAACGACUAAGAAUUAUUUAUGAAAAAUGUAACGACAGUUGUCAAUUACAAGGUAUGGAGUAUAUGCAUAUAGAAGGACUAAUUCCACUCCAAGAAGAAUGGGAUAUGAAGUCUGAAGAAAGGAAAACUAGUGAAACUUACCGUGUUGCUAGCGAUGAAAUGAAAGAAGUAGCAGAACAAUUAAGUAAUAAGAAUAGACAUUUAAAAGAAAUAAUUGAUCACCUUCGACGAAUUAUAUGGGAAAUAAAUACUAUGUUAGCAAUGAGGAGGUCUUAAUAUACUUAUUUAAUUAAGAUGGUGUACUUAAUUUUCAAAUAAAAUAUAUUAAUAAUCUUCCAUAUUUAUACAUACUUCUUAUUUAUAAGAUAAUUUUAAGAUAAAGUAAAAUGCAUGUGAAUAGUUUGAUCUAUAACAUUUAUAUAUUAUAUAUUUAAUUAGAAUCAGUUCAUGUAUUUUUUUUUUUUAUAAUAAUUAUAAAAGACACAAUUUUUAUAACUUAAUUUAAUAACCAAUAGGCAAAUUAGUAAAUAUGAAUUAUUUUAUGAUUCAAACAACAAUAUUAAUCUUUGAAUGCUUAAUUUUAAAAUGUAUAUUUUAUAUUUUUAUUGGUAUUUUUUUCAUGUGAAAAAUAAAUGUGUGUAUAAUAUUAAUAAAAAUAAAGAAAUUGUAAAUAUUGAAA
Molecule: messenger RNA, 1243 nt
Organism: Rhopalosiphum padi (bird cherry-oat aphid)
Lineage: Eukaryota; Metazoa; Arthropoda; Insecta; Hemiptera; Aphididae
Gene: MED30
Product: mediator of RNA polymerase II transcription subunit 30
Exons: 1
Coding region: 172-840 (222 amino acids)
Biological process (GO): positive regulation of DNA-templated transcription
Cellular component (GO): mediator complex
Molecular function (GO): transcription coregulator activity
Source: RefSeq, a predicted model, not a curated record